This is a messenger RNA of Colletotrichum costaricense, 1050 nucleotides long. RefSeq lists its product as uncharacterized. Bases 1 to 1050 code for a protein of 349 amino acids. NCBI's taxonomy places the organism in Eukaryota, Fungi, Ascomycota, Sordariomycetes, Glomerellales, Glomerellaceae. The transcript has 3 exons. The record is from RefSeq and is a predicted model, not a curated record.
AUGGGUGCCCUUGCCUCCAAACAGCCUUACUCCUAUCAAGGCUGCGGUGCGGUCACCGACGCGGCCAACAUUUUAGACCUUCAGUAUGACAAUCCGACGAGCAACGGCCCUACAGAAUGCCAGAAUACAUGCAUCGCUAACUCGCGUGCUGCGUCACUACUACUCGAUGGGAAGUGCUACUGCUCCAAGGACGGUAUAACCAGCAUCGAGUUUGCCGCCGAUCCUCCCCCAGACGAACAACUUUGCACCAUCUCAUGUAGCGAAGUACUACCGCCGAUUAUUUCUGGGCUUCCCCCUAUCAGUCUCCCGUGUGGUGGCUAUGACAAUGGGGUUCCACCCUUCAACUUCCCCCACAUCGACCUCUUCAACUUUCUCCUCCACUUCAUCAUCAUCCCCGGACUCUCCUUCCUCGACAUCAUCUGUAACCUCCUCUUCCACGUCUUCAUUCUCAGAUACAACUUCAUCGGCGUUACCUUCAACCUUCUCUUCUACAACAGCGUUACCCUUAGAUUCUUCUUCGUUGACGUCAACUUCCACCCUAUCUUCUACCUCAUUGUUGUUCUCGAAUUCUCCUUCUUCGACAUUGUCUUCAAACUUCUCUACACCAUCAUCCUCUACAAUUUCUAUGCCGACAAUAGUCCGACGAAAACGUCCGCUUCUAGCCUGGCUUCGACCAGCACGCCCUCGACGACAAGUGAACCAACUCCUACCAGCCCAGCCUCGACUACGAGUACUACAGCCAGUUCUUCCUCUAGGACAACAAUUAGUGGUACGACGAGCAGUAGCGCAACAGCCACCACUUUGUCGGAUACAUCGAGGGACGGGCUCUCUUCGUCUACCACAGUUAUCACCGCAAGUGAUCCGCCUUUCUCCAACUCUACGAUCUCCACCACUCGAACCUUCACUCUUCCUUCGACUGGCAGUGCAGACAGCUUGUUACCGCCUACUGCCACUAGUCUGGUCAGCACCGGCACAACAGUCUCACCCUCUUUGGUCGGACUUCCCUUCCAUUUGGAGGUUAUCCCGCCGACCGGCCUGUCUCGCAAAUAG